This is a messenger RNA of Topomyia yanbarensis, 1833 nucleotides long. RefSeq names its product ATP-sensitive inward rectifier potassium channel 12-like. Bases 46 to 1527 code for a protein of 493 amino acids. Gene Ontology annotation, cellular component: plasma membrane. The transcript is spliced from 4 exons. Gene Ontology annotation, biological process: regulation of monoatomic ion transmembrane transport; potassium ion import across plasma membrane. Lineage: Eukaryota; Metazoa; Arthropoda; Insecta; Diptera; Culicidae. Gene Ontology annotation, molecular function: inward rectifier potassium channel activity. The record is from RefSeq and is a predicted model, not a curated record.
UGCCCCACGCGCGCGGAUCUUCCGUGCGCUAACUAACUAUAAAAUAUGUAUACUAACCGGUGUAAAAAUGUGACUCUACCACGGAUCAACAUCGAUAAGGGCUCCUUCAAUCGGGAUCAAACCUCCAUCGACGAAAGUAAUCUGCUGCUACUCGGAAGUCCUCGUUCCGUUAAAUUGUCGCCAUCGAUUUACACACCGCUGACCACGGUCGCACGGAGUAGUCCCGGACUGGCAGCACUCGGUUCCAGCACACCACGGUCGCCCAGUAGAAGAGCCGGUGCCUAUCGACCGAGUGUAUUUGCCCAUCGUCUUCACAGGAGGGCGGUCUUCAAGAAUGGUUACUGCAACAUCGCCCCGAUCAAGGGUUCCCGGAGGCACAUUCGCUUCCUGCAGGACAUGUUCACAACGCUGGUGGAUGCUCGUUGGCGCUACACGUUGAUGGUGUUCGCCCUCGGAUUCGUCUGUUCGUGGCUAUUUUUCGCCCUACUGUACUGGUUCAUUGCGUAUGCCCACGGAGAUCUGGAUGAGCAACGUCUACCGCAUAAUCAAGGCUCGAUCGGUUGGAAGCCAUGCGUCACCAGCAUUUACAGUUUUGCUUCCUGUUUCCUGUUUUCUCUUGAAACACAGCACACUAUCGGGUAUGGAAACCGAGCUACGACAGAAGAAUGUCCAGAGGCCAUCUUUGUCAUGACGCUGCAAUCGGUGCACGGAGUAAUGAUUCAGGCUCUGCUGGCCGGAAUAAUCUUCGCAAAAAUGACCCGUCCGAAGAGCCGUUCACAGACGCUACUCUUCUCCAAGCAGGCGGUGAUUUCGAUGCGCGAUGGUGAACUGUGUUUGAUGUUCCGGGUUGGGGACAUGCGCAAAAGUCACAUAAUAGGCGCAAACAUUCGGGCUCAGCUCAUUCGGGGUAAAAUGACUCGGGAGGGAGAACUGAUGGCUCAGUAUCAGAUCGAGCUGGAGGUUGGAGUUGAUGGGUGCGGUUCGGACAUGUUUUUCAUAUGGCCGCAAAUCGUGGUCCACCGGAUACACGCUGAUUCGCCCCUGUAUGGGUUAACAGCGCUGGAGUUGCUGCAGGAAAAGUUUGAGAUCGUGGUAAUUCUGGAAGGGACAAUCGAAUCGACCGGUCAGACGACCCAGGCCCGAUCCAGCUAUUUGAGCAGUGAGAUUUUGUGGGGAUACCGAUUCGAACCGAUUCUAUUCUAUAACAAACAGAAGCAAACCUACGAAAUUAAUCUGGAGAAAUUUGAUGAACCAGUUCCGGUGGAGACGCCCUGCUGCUCAGCGAAGGAACUGAUGGAGGGAGCCAACUACAGCAGUCAUGAAAAUCUCGUCGACAAACGAUCCUUCGAAUAUGGCAGUCUGGUCGAAAAAUUGCAUCGCUUCCAGGUGGACGAUGAAAAAAGUCAACAUCGACUGACACUUGAUGGAGCCGCUUGCGAAUUGCAGCAUCAGCCACCAACGGCGGCAGCGGCGGUAGCAGCGGCCUCAAACGUCACUGUUAAUGGUAACGUAUGUUCAAAGGAAUGACUCGGGGACCGAUCAGUUUCUGCCGGUUGGCUUAAACACAGCAACAGCAAUGAAAAUUACGAAAGCAUUGGCGGAACAGAUAAGAGCUCGGUUUGCUGAAAGGGAACGUAAAAAACAACGACGUGCUAUAGCGUUUGUGUAGGAGAAUAAAUUUAGGCGCUAAUGUCGAAAGCAGGCCAAGCGCCUGCAAGCUGCACUUAAAUAGUGUUGUUCGAAGGCAUGGAUAGGGUUUACCAAACCGCUCGGCAUAUUUUAAAAGUGAAUUCUUUAAUUGUAAAUAUUAAAUAAAUGGUAAAUUUAUGGUUA